GGGUAUCGGUGCCGAUACCGAAAGUCCAUGACCUAAUGAUCUCAGCGGAAGAGGAAAGCUCCACCAAAGUCUAUUCCUCCAACCAUCUACGACUCCAUCGUAUGCAACAAUCGAUUCUAAGAUUCUGAACCUGCAAUUCGUCUUCCCCAACUCAUCAUCAGCGCAAGGGUUCACAGGCCUCCACUUGCAAAGCACAUCUACUGGCAAUAGAAGGAAAUGACUAGCUAUCUGUGGCGGAAAUAUGCUGAUCACUUGUACACAAAGUGGGAGAAAACUUUCCUUUGGGACAUGAUUGAGAAAUACAGGCGGCCGAAAUCUUUCACACCACUCGUCACCAUCUAUGUCACUGCGUUCUAUACGGGGGUCAUUGGAUCUGCUAUUACAGAGCAACUUUACAAGGAGAAAUAUUGGGAAGAUCACCCAGGAGAGGCAGUGCCCCUUAUGAAACCGAAAUUCUAUUAUGGUCCUUGGAAGGUACAGAGGGCAGAUUUCCUCCCACCGAACCAGUGAAAGUGAAAUCAAACCUUGUAAAAUGAAACAUGCUUUGGGGUGUCUUUAUCAUAGCAUUUUGUCUCUGUAGUCUCCGUAUGUGUUGCAAUUUUUUAUACUAAUUCUAAAUGGAAGUGGAACUAUAUUUAUAGUUCAAGUGGAAUAACAUACAUAUAUGGCCAAGCAAAAGAGUUAGGUAAAGGGCCUAAAGGCUAAAGAGAAAAGGUGAUCCAGAAUAAUUGUUUUUUGAUGUAAGGUUAAGAAUACAAUUAUUAGCAGUGAAUUACAUGUGAUUUUUUUCUUUC
Molecule: messenger RNA, 794 nt
Organism: Macadamia integrifolia
Lineage: Eukaryota; Viridiplantae; Streptophyta; Magnoliopsida; Proteales; Proteaceae
Exons: 3
Coding region: 217-510 (97 amino acids)
Source: RefSeq, a predicted model, not a curated record